Penicillium soppii is the source of this 744-nucleotide messenger RNA. RefSeq lists its product as uncharacterized. The coding region runs from base 1 to 744 and encodes 247 amino acids. The record is from RefSeq and is a predicted model, not a curated record. The transcript has 4 exons. NCBI's taxonomy places the organism in Eukaryota, Fungi, Ascomycota, Eurotiomycetes, Eurotiales, Aspergillaceae.
AUGCGUUUGGGCUAUGCCUUCGAGCGCGCUCAUACUGCUCAUCGGAGUGCUUAUGUCGUCAAUCGAUUUAGGCCGGAAGAAGGGACUCGGUAUCGAAAAUUCAUUCAUCAAAGACGGCAGGACAAUCCGAACCCUAUUCCUCGACCCCGUCUUACUACAUCUCAACUAGAUUGGCAGGAGUGGGAGGCGGAGCAGUCUCUCCGCCUCUGCAUCAGUGAUCCGGGAUACAUUCUAUGGACCCAGGCCAAGAUUGAUUUCCUCGAGGAGCUCCGUGAAUGCGUGAUGGGCGAGUGUCGGGCGAUUUACGGGCAGGUUUUCCCCGAGGGUCAUACAAAAGCCGGAGAGGAUAUGCCUGGAAAUGAUUGUCACCCUGAGGGUUUGACACUUCCAAACGAUCGCGUCCCCGUCGUCAUGUCAACACCCUCGCCAAGUCCUGGCUCUAAGCGGACUCGCACUAAGUCGACUCCGAGUCGUGCUCGUGUCGCUACUGAGUAUCGCCGUCAGAUGUCAAUGCCCGUCGUCCAUACCGAGACGCCUUGCAAUACCUGUUUCCGCGUGAGCGUUGCGAACUGGUUUGCUGCUCAUAAGUCGGCCGGUUUCCCGGUUCCGUUUGCUUUCCAUUGCAAGCAGGACACUGAUCAGUCUCGCAAGUGUGUGGGUUGCUUUAAGUCCAAAGGUAACUGUAUUCAGCUUCCUGUCGGUCUUACAGGACACCGUUUUGAGCUGCUUACCGUUCUUACAUAG